Molecule: messenger RNA, 1691 nt
Organism: Dichomitus squalens LYAD-421 SS1
Lineage: Eukaryota; Fungi; Basidiomycota; Agaricomycetes; Polyporales; Polyporaceae
Product: G-protein alpha subunit
Exons: 11
Coding region: 90-1619 (509 amino acids)
Biological process (GO): adenylate cyclase-modulating G protein-coupled receptor signaling pathway
Cellular component (GO): heterotrimeric G-protein complex
Molecular function (GO): GTPase activity; guanyl nucleotide binding; G-protein beta/gamma-subunit complex binding
Source: RefSeq, a predicted model, not a curated record
CUUCGCGGCGGGCAGGUUUGAGUGCCGGAUUUACGGUUCUGCGCUGUGCUCUACGAGCCGACGAUAACUUCAAAGACGAUUUGUCAGACAUGCCGCACCCCGGCAGCAGCUCUGGCAAGGGGAAGGAGAUCGCCUCCCUCUACGAAGAUGCGCGCGACAGCGGCCAGUGGCCGCCAUACCCACCUCCGGGGGAGACUGAACUGGAGAAGGCACUCAGAUUGGAGGAUGAGAGGGAGGCAAGGCGCGUGUCGGACGCGAUCGACCAAGCACUCGAGCUCGAACUGCAAUCUACACGGAGGAAGCGGAAGGAAGAGACGCGGCUGCUCCUGCUAGGGCAGUCGGAGUCCGGGAAGUCAACAAUGCUCAAGAACUUCCAGCUGCAUUUUACCCCGCGAGCAUUCCGCGCAGAGGGCGAUGCCUGGCGCGCGGUGAUCCACCUCAACCUCGUCCGGUCCGUCAACUACAUCAUCGAUCUCCUUAGCCAUACAGCGGACGCGCAGCUAUCCCACUCUAAUUCGACGACGUACCGCCCCCACGGCGACGUAUCCCUGCACUCGCAAGGGAGUGCAAGCCCGACGGCUGCGACGUUCGGGCAAGCGCAUCCGCACCACCGCGCAUCGCAGAAGCCACAGCCAUCGAGCGAGAUCCGGCGUUUCAAGCUCGCGCUCUCGCCGCUGAGACAGGUCGAGAUGAUCCUCGCCAAACAGCUGUCGGUGCACGAGCGUGAGAUCCAUGAUCCUUCGAACACUAUUUCGAGCGGGCGACCGUCGGAGGUCACGGUGCGAGGCGGGCGAGCAUGGGUGUCGCUGCUGAAGCGUAAGCCUCAGGACAAGGCGCAAACCCAAUACGACCAGGACCAUGCGGAGGCGCUCGAAAACGCCAGGCAGAUUCUCGAUGCGUGUCGAGCGGAUAUUGUGGCGUUGUGGGCGAGUGAGGGCGUGCAGGCAGGCUUGACAGAGGAAGGGGUCGUGCUGAGGGAGCAGUCCGGAUUCUUCUUGGACCAAGCGGAACGAAUAGCAAGCAUGAGUUACGAGCCCACGUUUGAUGACAUUCUGCGUGCGCGGCUACAGACGGUCGGAGUGGAGGAGCACCAGUUAGUGAUGGAGACGGCGGCCGAAAACGGUCAACAGUGGAUAUUCUAUGAUGUUGGUGGCGCCCGAGGUCAACGGGCGUCAUGGCUACCAUACUUCGAGGAUGUGAACGCCAUCAUCUUCAUGUGUUCUACGGCCGGUUUCAACGAGGUCCUUCUGGAGGACCGCGCCGUCAAUCGUCUGCUGGACUCGUUCAACCUCUGGAAGACGAUCUGCUCGAGUCGACUACUCAGUUCGAUCCAAUUCAUCCUGCUGCUCAACAAAACCGACAUCCUAGAAGCAAGACUCCAAGCGGGCGUGCAGUUCUCAAGUUAUGUGAAGAGCUACCGAGGUGAGAACGACCUCAUGUCCGUCACAGAUUAUCUUCGAAAAAAAUUCAUCGCUAUGCACCACCAUCACUCGCCGGAACCGCGGCAAUUGCAUGUACAUACGACCUGUGCAAUUAACAUUGACAUGACUUCCGCGGUACUCAUGCGAAUACGAGACGCGAUCCUCGUAACAUACCUCAUGGCCACCGACAUGCUAUAGGGUCCACAGGUAGCGGAUGAUGAUGCCAGGAGAUGCUGCACAUGCAACAUACCACAACAGGCACAUUGUAAU